AUGAGCGGCAGAGGCAAAACCGGUGGAAAGGCCAGAGCAAAGGCUAAGACUCGGUCAUCCAGAGCCGGGCUUCAGUUUCCCGUCGGCCGUGUUCACAGACUUCUUCGCAAAGGUAACUAUGCAGAGCGCGUUGGAGCCGGAGCUCCAGUUUAUCUCGCCGCUGUGCUCGAGUAUCUUACUGCUGAGAUCCUGGAGUUGGCUGGAAACGCCGCUCGUGACAACAAGAAGACUCGCAUCAUUCCCCGCCAUUUACAGCUGGCGGUGCGUAACGACGAGGAGCUGAACAAACUCUUGGGUCGCGUGACCAUCGCUCAGGGCGGUGUGUUGCCCAACAUUCAGGCUGUACUGCUGCCAAAGAAGACCGAGAAUCAAAAGACUAAAAGCUUUGUUGGCUCUAAAAUACACUAUGAACAUUACAUGGUGUUAAGGAUGUCUAAGAUCACAUCGCGAUUAUAUUAUUUGUGUGAGGGGCGCUUUCAUACUGGUGAUCCGCUUAAAUGUGGCAUUAAACUAAACAAAGGAUAUCGAGCGGGAACAAACCGCUUCUGCUCGAAAAGAGCCAAUGGCCAGUAG
Messenger RNA from Paramisgurnus dabryanus, 573 nucleotides. NCBI's taxonomy places the organism in Eukaryota, Metazoa, Chordata, Actinopteri, Cypriniformes, Cobitidae. The record is from RefSeq and is a predicted model, not a curated record.